Plasmodium vivax (malaria parasite P. vivax) is the source of this 1451-nucleotide messenger RNA. Its product is annotated as gap, putative. Bases 717 to 1451 code for a protein of 244 amino acids. The transcript has a single exon. The record is from RefSeq and is a predicted model, not a curated record. Lineage: Eukaryota; Apicomplexa; Aconoidasida; Haemosporida; Plasmodiidae.
GACUAUAAAAAAAAUUGGUGAUCUGGGAAGAAAAGUUAGAAAGCAAUUAUUUACGUAAUAAUUUACGUACUAUUUGUUUAUGCGUUAUUUAUUAUUAUAUUUUUUUUAAACAAAAACCGCUUCCUUUGUCACAUAUGAAAAAAUUACAAAAUUUGUUCGUCGCUAGUUAUUAGAAGCGGGUAUUGUUAAUUUUUUGAAGUUAAACAGCUGCAACCGGUUAAAGUAUGUAUAUAUGUAUACGUAUACGUAUACGUGCGAUGUAUUUGUACAUGUAGUUAGUACCAUAAUUGUUUUCAUCUUUGCAACAUAUUUUGGCUCCCUAUUUUUUAGAACAUAGGCUGCGGCAUUUUUAUAUAUAUCACUGUACGUAAAUAAAUAACGCUGGAGGGUACGUAAUUGAAUACGUAGUUAUGGCCCCACUUGCAUGUACAAAAUUGUAUUAAGUUCUACAUUUAGAUAAAAGUAAAAAGUGCCCCCUUUUUGAGAUUCGUUUGGAAGAUUCCUUUUUUGAUAAACAAAAUUAUGAUCGUGCUGUAACUUCUUUUUUGAUUAACAAAUUACUACCCUGUUGUAACUUCUUUUUUGAUUAGCAAAUUACUACCCUGUUGUAACUUCUCUUCUGAUUAACAAAGUUACUACCCUGUUGUAACUUCCUUUUUGAUUAACAAAAUUACGACCCCGUUGUAACCUCCAUUUUGAACAAUUUUACUGUAAAGAUGAGCAAUUCAGCGAAAUGCAAUUACAGGAGGUUAUCCCUCUUUGCUAGUUUAUCCGUGAUGUUUUUGUGUGGUUCUACUUUUGUUUCUAAAUUUGAUACGAAUGUAGUGAAGACCUAUUGUGAGCAACCAUCCUGUCAGAAGGAAGAAGUAUUCGGAAGGAUUCUUGGGCAGGCAGGAGUACAGGGAGUGAUAAGUGCGAGGAAUGAAUUAAUUGGUUUUAGAAGAAGAUCUGUUUAUUACCAGAUGGAUAAACUUAUGGAUUGUUUAUUUAGAGGAUUUUUAGAUACAUUAAUGUGGUUUACAGAAGAAGUUUACAAAUCGGAUGGAAGUGGAGCUUCUAACGAUACUGCAAUGAUUGAGAAAAUUAUUAGAAAACAAAUGUACACAGAGGGUGUUACUCUUUCAAAUAGAACGGUAACGAAUGAAGUGCAGAGAACGAAGGAGCGUCACGACGAAAUUGCAGCGCAGGGAACCACCUCCGAGGUAGUCAAACGUAUGAUGAAGCUGUACGAAUAUGAAAAUAAUUUAUCCAAAGAAACGAUGAAAAAAAUUAGUGCUCCACAUAGAACAGAAAGCAUACAUGACAUCUUGAAUGCAGAAAAGAUAAAACUUAAAAUUAAGAAGAAGUUGGAAACCAUGCCGUACACUUACGAUGAUGCUAUUAUUGAUUCUGUGGCAGCCAGAAUUAUUGGACGCGUUACGGACAUAUCUAAGGACGAAAAUAUUAUGUAG